AUGAACUCAGUGGAAAACUUUCGACUACAGGAACGAGUGAAAACAAUCGACUACGAGAGUCAACAUAACUAUUCACAAAUAUCGGACGAAAUCGAUGGUGUUCGCCAAAACCUGGUCAAAAUCAAAGGUGUGAAGAAAAAUGUUGGUGUAAGCGUGGAAAGGAGGAAGCUUCUGCGGGAUAAAGGACUAAGGAUUUUGCCUUCCAAAGAUAAGAGUAAUGCAGAAUAUUUUACGGUGCGUUCAUCAUGCGGAAAGGACAUCAAUAUACCUUGUUCGGAUUUUUAUGACGGAGACACUCUUAGGAAACAGCUGAGUAUCGAUAAAUUGAAAUCGUUAGCGGCACCAAAUCUUGACGUAGAAAAUUCGGACAAUGAGGAGCUAAUUGAUCGCUCCUCGGCUGAAACUCGAGGACGGUCUCACAGCUUAUGGAAAGAUUUCCGUUACAGAAACAUAACGCCCCCUUUAAGGCCAGGUUCCAGGAGAAACUUUAGGGAUGUGGAAGAUGAAAACUCUAAAGAUGAAGAGAAACUGCUUAGCCUCGACGACAUCGGUAAUAUAGAGAGGAAGUAUGGAGUUUUGAGACCACAAACUGCGCACCUGAAGAGAGAUAAGGAGAUAGUUCUACGGCCAAGGAGUCGCACAUGCCCAGGUAAUAUUCAAGAGAACAGAGGAAGUACUCCGCGCAGAAAAAUGUCGCGUAAAAGUUCUUCGACAACCGGAAAUGUUAGGAAGAAGUCUCGUGGCAGUGAUUCUGUAACCAGCGAAAAGAAAACUGACGAAAAAUCAGCCGACCUACAACUGGAAAGCGGACUACGAACAGAAGCGAACUUUUUGUCGGAAGAAAGCAGUGAUAACGUUGUGUUGGAAGAGACAAUUUCUCUGGAUCUGAAGCCUUCGUUAAGGCCAAAAAUACGUCCCAGAUCUAUGACUGUUGCUUCUAUGGCGGGAAAAAAAGGAAUUUCUGGUACAGUUGCUGACCUGAGACGAAUGAGUUUGGAAAGUAGUACAAGUAGUGUUCACCUUCCACCUGCUCCAUCGAAUGGAAAUUGGUUUCAUUCCAAGUCGCCAGAAACAAGCCCUCGAGUUCCGAAGAAAAAAGUUGUGGCUGCCAAUCAUGUAAAGGAAGAAAAUGAUGAACCGGAUGGAGACCAACGAAAGUUUUCUAAGCUUUCAGAGAGGAAAGUUUCGUGGAAGGACUCUGUUCACGAUGCUAGCGAUGAAAUGGACAGUGGAAAAACCAGAGGCGAGGUUACUGAUACUUCCCUGCCUUCCAACGCAGAAUUAAGGAAGCCGAGAACAAACGGUGUACUAAGCGCCGCUACACGCGCGCAAAGCGCUCCCCAAGGGCGUCCAGGCCUGUCCCGUCAUCAAAGCUCGACAUUGAAAAAAGUUUCAAAGAUAAACGGAAGGCGGAACAGCGCUGGAGAUUUUGUCUACGACGCAAGGCCUGACAAAGCACUGAGUAAAGGCUACAUGACGAUGCAGAUGACAAUCGGUGGUAAGCAAGUCAGGGUAUACGUACCCAAGUUUUCAACCAGCGAUUGCAUAGAUGAUGUCACGCCAGCGGAGAGGGCUCGGGCCAAGUCAGCUCUAAAAGCUGCUGGAGGGACUGGAAGGAAACUGACGGCUAAAAACAAAUAGCUGAUGUCUCAGACACUCCAGACGGUCGACCACUUAGAACCGAUACUUAUUGCGUUAUAAAAAAUAGUAUCCAUCCGCCAUAUGAAAGUGGAUGUCACAACAUAUAAAUCUUAAAAAAAACCCUCAUAUAAAGAGAUAAAGCUUUUAUGAAUAUAUACAAUUUACAUUCACGGCACGAAAUAUUACCUGCAUAAUGUACAAAUUUACAAAUAAUAAAUGAACACUAUAGUUGUAAGCUCUGGUGUAUGUUGCUGUUUUGGUUUAUUUUUUCUCGCACGUGGUUCCACCUUAGUACACGCUCACGCGUAGAUACGGAAUAAUCAACCUUGAAUCAUGAAAGGGAUGAAUCAGAAAAUUAUAUGGUACUUGUCAGCUGGCAUACAAUAAAGAAAAUCACUAAGUUUUCAAACACUUUUCAGGGCACGUUGUUGAAGUCCUGUAUGUAAUAACUGUCCUAAAUGUAAUAAAGUCCUAAAUGUAAUAACAUUUGGUCCUAAAUGUAAUAACAUUUGGUCCUAAAUGUAAUAAAGCCCUAAAUGUAAUAACGUUCGGUCCUAAAUGUAAUAAGCCUCCUAUGCAAUCGUUUAACUGCGCUAACAUUGAAAUGUUAAAGUGACAGCUGUUGCACCAAAGAAUCCUCUGACCAAUAUUUAUAGAAUAUUGCGGGCUCAUUGAUAUUAAUCAGCGGCUUUUUAUUUGUUAAAGACGUAAAUUGAGAAGCAUUGGCUACAAAACCUUAUUCUGAUACUGAUGUGCUUUUGGCAUCAAAUUGACGGACGCAAAAGCAACAAGAACGUUGACUAAUAGCUCUCUCUAUAUCAUUGGCUCAGACUCUUAAGUGUAACAGAUUUUGACGAAAUACUUCUGUCGUCAGUGCUGAAGUUAACACUUGAUGAACCAAAUUACAAGGAAAAAGAAGUCCACCGACUUAUACGUUAGACAAAUUCUGGGCUCAGAAGGGCAUUUUUUGUACUUUCUUCCCUUGCCAGAUUUGUACGGGUUUGCAUAAAAUAUAUUCAUAUACGUUAUUGACCGAACGUGAGGUCAAAAUGGCUAUAUAUUGGCCGAGUUCUUUUUUUUUUUUUUUUGCGUUUUUAUGGACUGAGACGAAGUCACGGUCCAUAAAAAAGUAGGUAAAGAACGAGGCUAAUAUCCAGUAAUCUUGACCAUACAAGCUUGGUCAAGAGAGUUUAUAUUCUCUUGGCUUUAUCAUUAAAGGAUUCAUUGUAUAGCAAAAGAUUUCGCUUUGAUAAGAAUCAAGAAUGGCCUGUUUAUUUCGAGAGCCGAUAGUGAAAGCCAACUGUGUUUGCAGCACAAUAAACCCAAGAGGGUCGUUUAUUUUUUCUAUGUAUAUAUGCAAACAUUGUCCAAAAGUUACGAACUUUGUAAGUUUUCUUGCGUGAGAUCAAUACGGGGGAUCCCGAACGGGCGAGGGUGGGCCCAUCAUGCCCGCUCAGGUAGCCAAUCAGAACACAGGAUUCACUUCAUCUUGCCCGCGUGUGCUGCUAGCUAUAUGAUAAUGUGACUUGCAGAGCAAGAUAUCGACUGACCAAUCAUAUGUUAUCCCAUUUCACGAUCACAGGUCUCGACAUGUUGCCUUUUUUCCACGCAAGAGUCAAAUUGAACCAUUGAGCUACACCAUUCAACACAUGAUGGUCAGUUGACGGUCUAACUUGGGGGAACCAUUCAUUUUUUUCCUUUAGCCCCUUAUGACGGGUUCAUCAGUUUCCGAACCGAAAUAUUAGGAAAACAUACAUUUUACAGUUGAUCUUUUUUUUCAUUUGUUCAUUUUUUGUCUUCACCUCUUCUCCCCGCCGUGAGGGGAGAAAAUGAAUAGAUAAAUAGAUUAAUGAAAAAAGAAAGCUCAACAGUUUCCACUUAUAGUCAUAUGGUACAUGAACUGAUUACUGAGGUGGAGUAAAGCCAUAGAGGGCUGGAAAUGCAACACCCCAGGUUCAAAAUUGAAUAAAUCAGGAUAGUCAUUCUUAAAAAUGAACUCAAAUGCUUCAUUAGAAUCAAUUGACACUGAAUAACAUUGAUGUGCAAAAUUUCAAUAACGCUACUGAUAAUAAUAAUUUUCUUUUGGAUUAACAUGUGACACAGCGAAAUCAUUCAAACUGCUCUAAAAUGGUGCAUCACUUCUAAAGACUAUAACACGAACGAUAACAUCAACAAUAGCAUGCUAGUUCAUCAUCAAUUGCAGUCAAUUUCUUUUCCAAAAAGUCUUAAUGGUUACGUACCAAUCGAUUCCAUCCUAUUGAGCUUCCAGCCAAGCACUAGCCCACUUUGAGCUGGAAAUGAUUUUCUUCAACUCGAUCAAUAAACCGCUUUAAGGACCAUACUUCGACUGCUGAUAUUUCUUAUGUCUAGCAAGUAAAAAGACGCUGAUUGAUAUCAGCGGGCCCAUAAUGUGACAUGUAUACUGGUCAGCGGUUUUUUUGGUGCAACAGCUGUCACUAACAUAUCAAUGUGGAUGUCCGCCAUAACAACAAUGCACUGCAGGAGUUAAACGAUUGCAUUUAAGGCUUAUUACAUUUAGGACUAAAUGUUAUUACAUUUAGGACUUUAUUACAUUUAGGACCAAAUGUUAUUACAUUUAGGACUUCAACACACGUAACGUUUUAGCGCUUUUCGGUUGGGUGUCGAAGUCCAAAAAGACCACAUUAAUCACAUCGGCCAAACAGAACAAAGGUAAAUAUCGCCAGUAUCAAAUAGGAAUUCACAGAAAAAAAAACACUCAAACGAACCGCCCGAACCGCAGGAAAACUCAAGUGACCAACUCGUGAGUGGUUUUAGUUCUACAUCUGAUUGGUUGAGCGGGUGGCCUAAAAUAUUUUACACCAAUCAUAGAGCGCCUUAUAAUAGAACCAAUGCUCAGUACGAGAUUACAUCCUGAAAACCCUUGGUUGACAAAAACUUGAAUCCUUUACAACCUAUCAUCAGUUUUCAUAUUCUCAGUUCACACUGUUCUCUUUACAUUUCCUAAGGUAUUGACGAGCCGGAGAAUUUGCUUAACAAACGACGGCUUCUUUAGUUGGUGAUAAUUUAUUUUGUUCUCUUGACCUCAAUGUUUGAUUCAGGAGUAAUAUGGAGAGGAGACAUUAGUUGCUAGUCACUCUUAGGGGUUAAAAGGUUACAGCUGGAAGCUACUAUUUCCAGCGCUACUUUGUCAAAGUCCGUUGUUAAUAACGGAAAAAGUAUUACCUUACGCAUCGUGACAUGCAUUCAGUCUACGAUAUUUGCAGCUGUUUUUUAGUCUUUGUUGUCUCCCUAAUUGAAGGACAGAAAAAGGCCAAAAAUAAGAAGAAUGAAUUAAAAAGGCCGAGAGUGGUUAACGAAUAAAGGCAAGAGAAAAUAAUGAGACUUUAUCUUCUCUCGACAGAGGAGACAAACACGGAUCGCUAAUCCGCUGAAUUUCAAGAUGCAGAAGUUUUUACAUGGGUCCAUGAAGUUAUCGAGUUAUAUCACUGUAUACGUUAUUUCACAGGCUAACAGCAGUAUCAGUCAUUUCGACGAAACAUUGAGUUGCUUCCUCUUCACAAAUUGUAUUGCUUCUGAGAUGUUGACGAUUGUUAUUUUGUGGCUGUAAAAAUGUUGAAAGGCUAUACGCUACAAAAACCAGCAGUAAAAAAAUUAAUCCAGUGUCGAGUUUCCGAAAAGAAGACGAAAUAAACAAUCGUUUUGUUGUUCAUGGCAAGCUUUCGCCAUUAUUCGACUGUACUGCCCGAUAUUUGUUGGCGGUCUGACGUAAAAGGAACAGGUUACCUCAGUAAGUAAAAGGUUGACUUGUUAAUAUAAUAGCUUAUGAACCUAAGUAAAUUAGAAAAUACAAUUCGAUAAGUUUCUUCUACGUUAGCAAUGAAGUGCUUCCACAAGUGAAAGAAUCAAACUGAAAUUAACUGUGACCUUCUUGCAUUUACGAGUAAAAUCCGUCCUUUUCGAGACCCUUAACUGAUAUACUUCCGCUACACUCACGGUAAGUCAUUCGUAAGCUGUACGUCACUGAAACCUACGUCAACAGAUAGGAAUAAAUUUUGUUGACCAUUGGCUAAUAGCUAUUGAAUCAUAAUUCAUUCUCUCCUCUUUGAUUCAACUUAAGUUUUGCAUAGAUGUUAUCUGAAUAUCUAUUGUUUUAAUAAUGGAAUAUUACUUCUCUACGGAGUGUUAACAUUGUCAUCAACCUUUGCCCCAAAAUCAAAGUUGAUAAAUAACUUUUCAGUUCUCUAUCUACGCAAUGGAUCAUAAACUUUGAUUAAACAAACGCUUUGCUCUUUAUAUUUAAAUGCCAUUAAGUAAGCGAUGUUAAGCUCUUUUAAGAUUCGAUGUCAAACAGCUUUCCAUUGCAAGGGACUUUUGGCGGUUCCUUGCAUCUAAAUGUAAAUAUCUGUUUCGCGUACAUGCUAAUUGCUGUCAAUCUAUGAAGCGUCAAAAUUGAUGCGUAAAAUCUAUUAGCUGUUAAUAAAGGGUUCUUUUAUCAAAAGCUAUUUAUAUUGCAUUAUAUUUCAGAUUAGUCUAGACAAAGACUCGUUUCUGGAGUAGGUAUUUCUGACAUAUCUUCUUCAGUGUGUUAAAUUAAGGUUGAAAGCUUUCGGUGUAGAAUCGCAAAAUCGGAAGUAGGUUAUCGAAAGUUGAGAUCAGUCUCCGAAGUUGCGUGAUCACCCACAUGCAAAUGAAAGUGACGGUUCGCUUACCAUUGUACACUAGUAUCUUGGAUACAGAUGAAGUGUUUUGCUGUUUGGAACUCUAAAGUAAUCCUUUGUUUACCAGAAGCCGCCUCACGGAGCCUUGAUGAUAAAAUUAUGCGAAAUAAUGUCUUUUCAUGGUUCUGAGAUGUUAAUACCAUCACAGAAUGGCUAUUUCAGCAAAGCAGCAAGGGACAUCCGUUACGUGUGAAAGUCUUAUAAAGACACGUCGAUUAAAUGAAACUGAAUCCUUCCUCUUGGAGGAAAGACUCAAGGUCUUGGAUAAUAAAAAAACCCAAAAGAAUGCUGAGUACAGAGUGGAAAAAUAUUCGCUUCAGAAGAAGAUUAGAGAAAUACAAAAUGUUCGGAAAAAUCCAGGAAUAAGCCCGGAAAGAAGAAAGCUUCUGCGCUCUCAAGGGUACGCUAUCGACGGUCGCGCGGCCUUGGCUAGUUCUGAAGACAUGCCGGUGGCUUACAAGAGAUUUUCGAUGCCUGAUAUGAACGGUAGAGACUCUCGUAGUCGUAGACGUCCCAGAGGUUUGAACUUGCGUCACAGCGAGCCUACUAUGAAGACAUUUUCUCAAAUGACCCUUCAAGAUGAAAGAGGAAAAAAGGAAGAAAGCUCAGCUGUAAACAAAGAACAACAAAGUGAUCCUGCUGGUUCGGCGCGGGCCAAAGUGAGGCUACAGUUCCGUGUUAUUGAACCUCCAUGUCGACCUGGAUCGCGAAGAAACUUUAUCCAGUUGUCUGACGAGAAACUAAAGGAAUUGAAAGAGAAAGAAGAUAAAGAAUCAAAAGAAACUUUACUUGACCCAAGACUAAAGUUAGAUCAUAGGGGUGUUAUUGUGACCCAUAGACUGGUAAAAUCUUUGCGCGACACAUCACAUGCAGAAACGAUUAAAAGCAAUGGACGGGAAGACAGAGAGACUGAAGAAAAGCGUCAAAGGGAAAUGUCGUUUAACUCGGACACACAGGCUCACACUGAAAUCUUUGAGGAUGGUAACACAAAAGAAUUAGAGUCCAGAUUUCAAAUAAAUGACAGGAAAUUAAUAUCUAAGUCGUGCGAGAGCUUGGAUAGCAUAACGGAAGUUCGUGUUCCAGACAGCCCUCCAGACUGUCUCGAUAAUGGAGUUUCAUUGCUACAAAAUGUGAUUGUGGCCAGCAGCCGUGAGCCACAUCAUGAUCACAAGUUAAUCACGAGUAGAGAACUCAACAAAGUGCGCAAACAUGCUAGCACCAGGCCUCCGGCGCGGUUGGCAUUUGUUGAUUCACCAGAUUCAACUCCAGAUGCAAAUAAUCAAAGUACUUUUAAUUCUGAGAUUGAAUUACGACAACCGAAAGUGCAUGGCUUACAGCACAGUAACAGUGUAAAUAACACAGAUAUACAGCCAUCCCAUAGUGACAAUCGAAAUUUUUCUGAAAGUACGUCCACCGAAAUUAAACAAUCAUCCCACCAAAAAUUGGCAGAGGAACAAAUAAGGAGAAGAGCAACCUUACCUCCAGGGAAGUUCCACGCCGUGUCAAGUCAAAAUGAUGUCACUCUAAACCAUGAUGCAAGCAAAAGAGAUUCUCAAAGGCUAAGUAUACCUUCGCUGGGCAAGAACGUUCGCAAGUCUAAAAGGUCCGUAUUUACUUGGCAGCCCGUGCGAAAUACCAAAGGAGACGCGGUGACAUACGCA
Molecule: messenger RNA, 8002 nt
Organism: Pocillopora meandrina
Lineage: Eukaryota; Metazoa; Cnidaria; Anthozoa; Scleractinia; Pocilloporidae
Source: the annotation of a GenBank genome assembly